CGAAGAAAUUUAUGAUUAUCGUUGAAAAUAUUAUUAUAUAUUUAAAAUGAAAAAUAGUUAACAUUAUAUCAAAAUCACGAACAAAUUCUGGUAAUUUUCUUUUUAAGGGAAAAAUCAUAAUAAUAUUGAUUAAAGGCAGAAGGAGUGGACUUUGGAAAAUGAAAAAACUUAAAAGACUUCCAACGACCCCAACACAUCUAACAUCAGUUCAGGUAGCAGUACCGUUAACACCAGUUAUAUCACAGCUUCAAAUCAACAACUCGUCUUCAACACAACAACUGAACAAUAAUGAUCUUGUUCUUCAAUAUUCAAACGCGACAAAUUCUACUUCUACGACAUUAAAUGAUAACAACAUAUUCUUAAAACAAGGUGCGACAUUCACCUCUCAUACAGAUUUUGUAGUGGCAGUACAAGAAUAUUCUACGAGAAAUGGUUUCACUAUGCGUUUAAACACUGUAAAACGUAAUAGGGAAGGAGUUGUUAGAUGGAGAGAAAUUGUAUGUUCACGUUCUGGUACUCCAAGUAGUAAAAAAUCCGGUAUUAAACCAAUACGGAAUCGUCCUUCGCAACGUUGUGAUUGUCCUUUUUUGAUUCGUGCUUCCGUUAACGCUGCUACUGGUUUAUGGGAGAUAAUUGCCACAAAUUUUGAUCAUAACCAUGAAAUUAAUAAUAACGAUCCUGCUACAACCGCAAUCAGCAACGAAAAUGACAAUGAUGGUACUGUAUAAAUAAAGUGCGUAACGUGAUACUUUUUUUGGCGUAGUCAUUAUUAUAUACGCCUAUUUAAGGCUUUAUUAAAAAAAAAAAAAUAUAUAUAUAUUAAAUAGUUUAAAUAGUUCAUUAAAUAU
This is a messenger RNA of Rhizophagus irregularis DAOM 181602=DAOM 197198, 848 nucleotides long. The record is from RefSeq and is a predicted model, not a curated record. Lineage: Eukaryota; Fungi; Glomeromycota; Glomeromycetes; Glomerales; Glomeraceae.